Messenger RNA from Crotalus tigris (Tiger rattlesnake), 1779 nucleotides. It is a transcript of the gene CERS2, whose product is annotated as ceramide synthase 2. The record is from RefSeq and is a predicted model, not a curated record. Gene Ontology annotation, molecular function: DNA binding; sphingosine N-acyltransferase activity. Bases 1 to 1164 code for a protein of 387 amino acids. Gene Ontology annotation, biological process: ceramide biosynthetic process. The transcript has 10 exons. Lineage: Eukaryota; Metazoa; Chordata; Lepidosauria; Squamata; Viperidae. Gene Ontology annotation, cellular component: membrane.
AUGUUUCAGACCUUGUACAACUACUUCUGGUGGGAUCGGCUUUGGCUGCCAGGCAAUCUGACCUGGGAUGACGUCCAGGGCCUGGAUGACCAAGUCUACAGCAAAGCCGCUCACCUCUACUACACCAUUCCUCUGAGCUUUGUCUUCCUCAUCGUCAGGCACUUCUUCGAAAUCUACGUCGCCACCCCCCUGGCUGGGCUCUUGAACGUCAAAGAUAAAACCCGAUUAAAAGCCAGCCCCAAUCCGGUGCUAGAGAAAUUCUACUCCACGUCCUGCAAACAUCCCAAACAGGCGGCGGUCGAGGCGCUGUCUAAAAAAAGCGGCUGCACCCCGCGGCAGGUGGAGCGCUGGUUCCGGCGACGACGAAACCAGGAUCGCCCCAGUUUACUCAAGAAAUUCCGGGAGGCCAGUUGGAGAUUCACGUUUUACCUUAUUGCUUUCAUUGCUGGCAUGGCUGUGAUAGUGGAUAAACCUUGGUUUUACAACGUUGAAGAAGUUUGGGAUGGCUACCCCAAUCAGGUCUUGCUUCCUUCCCAGUACUGGUAUUACAUGACCGAGCUGUCGUUUUAUUUGUCGCUCUUGUUCAGCGUUGCCUCAGACGUGAAGCGGAAGGAUUUCAAGGAGCAGGUGAUCCAUCACGUGGCUACCAUCGUCCUGAUCAGUUUCUCCUGGUUCACCAAUUAUAUCCGGGCCGGGACCCUCAUCAUGGCCCUGCAUGACGCCUCCGAUUACCUGCUGGAGUCAGCCAAGAUGUUCAACUACGCCGGCUGGAAGAACACCUGCAACAGUAUCUUCAUCGUGUUUGCGGUCGUCUUCAUCAUCACCCGCUUGAUCAUUCUUCCUUUCUGGAUUCUGCACUGCACCAUGAUCUCCCCUUUAAAGGUGUAUCGUCCCUUUUUCGGCUAUUACUUCUUCAACAGCAUGAUGGUGAUCCUCCAAUGCCUCCACGUAUUUUGGGCCUACCUUAUCAUUCGCAUGGCUCAGAAAUUCAUAACUGGAAAGAUAGUGGAGGACGAGCGAAGCGAUCGGGACGAAACAGAUUACUCCGUAGAGGAGGAUGAAAAGGCUGUUGCUGCGGACACCGUGCCCAGCGCGGGAACCAAAAAUGGCCCUCUUGCCAACGGGCACCCCAUCUUGAACAAUAACCACCAGAAAGUAGAAUAAUUCCCCACGGCUACGUUUUUUCCCGCGGCCCCCCUCUCUCUUUGGCCCCAGCUCAUCCCGAGUCCAUUGCGCGACGCGUCACCUGAGACUGGAGGGUGUUUCGUUUCGUGGCCAAGCCAAAAAUUGGAGGAAAAAACGGCUUAAAUUCCAGUACGAGGGUCCUCGGCCUACGAUGAUCCGGGACGAUUCGCCCCAUUUUUUCCUGUCACUUUCAGGGGGAGGCCGUGCUCCUACCGCCUGCGUAUCUGAUUCAGAAGGAAUCGUUUCCCCUCGGAAGGCGUCCCCCGCGAGACCCCCCUCUUCCUCCUCCUGUUUGCUCCCCUAAACUUCACCAAACUGCCUUAAAAAUCACAUCGGGGAAGCCAAGAUGAACGUCGGUCCUUCCCUCUCUAAUUUUCCCUCCCCACUUCCUGAACCCCCAAAUGCAAACGAACCCCUAAAGAAGGGCAGGGAAGGAGGGGAAAAAAGGCCUCUCUCCCCAUCACGGUGGUGUCCGCAGCUGCCAGAUUUGCACCCAUCAAGAUCAAGUGGAAAGUUCAUCGAAGUUGCCAGUCCUCAUGGAGAAUUAUGCCCUGUGCCAAAAGGCCAGUGGGUCAAAAAAAGGGGGAUUUUUUU